Molecule: messenger RNA, 933 nt
Organism: Gossypium raimondii (Peruvian cotton)
Lineage: Eukaryota; Viridiplantae; Streptophyta; Magnoliopsida; Malvales; Malvaceae
Product: germin-like protein subfamily T member 2
Exons: 1
Coding region: 148-810 (220 amino acids)
Cellular component (GO): cell wall
Molecular function (GO): manganese ion binding
Source: RefSeq, a predicted model, not a curated record
CAUUUGCGUGUCAUCUUUUAUAGUUUGAAGUAAAUAUGCACCCUUAAAAGCCAACUAAAAUUUACCAAGUUCGUAUAUUUUGGCAUUGUUUUACAGACUUGUAAUAUCUUUAUACUCCAUUAGCUGUAAUCUCAGGAAGAGAAAUUCAUGUCUGCCAUGGCUUCCUUGUUAUUCCACCUACUGUGUUGCCUCACAGUUUUCUGGCUUCUUCCUCUUCCUUCUCAUUCAGCUGACCCUGAUCCAUUACAGGACUUUUGUGUAGCAAACCUGAGUGCCUCUAUAUCUGUUAACGGUUUUCCUUGCAAACCAGCAUCCGAAGUGACUUCGGAUGACUUUUUCUUUGAUGGGUUCACCCAGGAAGGUAACACCACAAACACCUUUGCGUCGUUCCUCACACCUGGAAAUGUCCUCUCAUUCCCAGGGCUGAAUACUCUUGGGAUUUCAAUGAACCGGGUGGACUUUGCCCCGGGUGGAAUCAACCCUCCUCAUUCGCAUCCUCGUGCGAGCGAGGUCGGUGUGGUCAUUGAAGGGAAGCUCCUCGUGGGUUUUGUGACUACUAACAAUGUGUAUUACUCGAAAGUCUUGACUGCAGGGCAUAUGUUUGCCAUCCCUCGAGGACUGGUGCACUUCCAACUCAACGUCGGAGAUGGGAAGGCACUAGCUUACACGGCUUUCAACAGCCACUUGCCCGGUGCUGCGAUUGUUCCCCUAAAUCUCUUCGCUUCUUCUAUCCCUAAUGAAGUGUUAACCAAGACCUUCCAAGUCGAUGCGGAUCUUAUCAAUACCAUAAAAUCCAAGUUUAGGCCGUAAGAUACUCGAAAACCCUGCUCUGCUACUUGGGGAAUUGGCUGCUUAUGCUAUUAUCCACAUUUGUAUCUUUCCAUGUUCUUUUAUAAUGAUCAUUGAAUAAAAAGUUUCCGAUUUUAGCUUUGA